AUGGCUCCUCCAAAGCUAAAGGAUCACAAACAAAUGCUCCAAGCUGAAGAAGAAGAGAUCGAUCGCCUCUCGUCAGCCAUCCGCAAACUUGACCUGCGCAUCCUCCACGAAAAGCAGGGACUCGCCCGCAUGAAAACCCGCACAAGGCGCACCAUCAAGAAAUACGAAGCAAGAGCCGCCUUGAAAACAGAACAGCUCGCCGCCCUGACCGCACGCAUGAACCAUCACCGAUCCAGCUCCGUCCCGGAGCCCGACUCGCUCGAGGACAAAGACGAUCUCCUGGUCAAAUGCACCUGGGACACGCGGGAUCCCAGGAAACUUGUCAUCUGGCAGCUGGAGCGCCACAUCCACUGGGCGACCAGGACCCCGGCCUGGGACAGCCGGGAGGCGCUGCACGAGAUGCUGGACCUGCGCACUGCUGCGGAGCUUCGCGCGGGGAAGCCGCCUGGGCGAGGGAAUCUGAGGCUUCAGCGGCAGUUCUGUCGGGUUGAUCCUGGGGAAAAGUUUGAUUGGGGGAAGCCGGCGGAGGCCUUGAGGGCUUUCGCGGAGGAUGUCUUCCGCGAUGCGGGGGAGUGGAUGUUGGGGCACAGGGCGCGGGAGUUGCUCAUUGCGCUUGAGGAUUGGUAUUUCCAGAUCUCGGCCGUGGAGAGGGAGCAGUUGCCUGGGAAUGUUAAUGAUUGGAAUGAUCUGCCGAUGGAUGUGGCCGAGAAGUGGAAUGCUACGAUACUGGGAGGUAAUUUGCGUGGUGCUUGA
Penicillium chermesinum is the source of this 753-nucleotide messenger RNA. RefSeq lists its product as uncharacterized. Bases 1 to 753 code for a protein of 250 amino acids. The record is from RefSeq and is a predicted model, not a curated record. Lineage: Eukaryota; Fungi; Ascomycota; Eurotiomycetes; Eurotiales; Aspergillaceae. The transcript has a single exon.